CCGUAUCUCACGGAUCGGCUCAGAGCUGCAUCACCGGGUCUCCAGGAUGGACGGUUUCGAUGAGGAUUUAGUAAACGCCCUUAAAGACGUGGUCCGCCAUGGGAAUUGGUGCUGCGUAGGGGAGAAACGCAACUUCAAGCCUGGGUGUACAAAGCUGUAUUCGGAGGAUGGGGAGCACGUUGUCCUUGUGCGGACGGAAGAUGAUGGCUUCUGGGCAAUGGACUCCUCCUGCCCCCAUGAAGGUGGCCCCCUUGAGCUGGGAGACAUUGAGGAUUUGGGGAAUGGGAAGCUGGGAUUAAUUUGUCCUUGGCAUCACUUUGACUUCUGUUUGGAAACGGGGAUUUCCUCUACAGGCCUGCAGAACCAAGUGUAUGAGGUCAGAGUUGUCCAAGAAAAAGUUUAUAUAAACACUCAAAAUAUGCUGUCGCUUUCCCCAGUUCCUGAAGACAGUUCUGUUCCCUCAGGAACACUGCCACUAGAGGCACCCAUACCCACAACGUCAGAAAAUUCACUCUGCUUCUGGGCAAGAAAAAUUCUCUGCACACCAGACCCAAAAGAGAAGGUCACAUUGACACAGGAGGUGCAGGAGAGGUGGAACUCUGGGAAGAUCACGGAGGUGGGCGAAGCAGCCCCCCCAGCGCAACCGUGGAGGAAGGACAACCUCACUGUAGUGGAUCCCAAGAAGAUGAAGCGUGGCAGAGGCGGCACACUGGCCAGCAGGAUUGCCCUUUUGCACUCCUUGGCCAACAUGGAGCAGUGGGCCAUUGAUCUGUCCUGGGACAUGAUUGCCAGGUUUUCAAACUUCAGACUAAGCACCGGGGAACCUUUGCCCCUUCAGUUCUUCAAUGACUUUGUCAAGGUGGCUGGAGACGAGGCUAAGCACUAUAACCUGAUGGAGCAGCGCCUUACAGAGCUGGGCAGCUACUUUGGUGCUUUGCCAGUUCACAAUGGGCUGUGGCAGUCAGCCAAAGACACCUCUCACAGCCCACUGGCCAGAUUGGCUGUUAUAAACAUGAUUCACGAGGCGAGGGGUCUGGAUGUGCACCCGCAGACGACGUCCCGCUUCGCCGCGCAGGGCGAUGACGGCUCCGUGCGGGCGCUGGAGGUGAUCUACAGCGAGGAGAUCACGCAUGUGGCGGCAGGGCUGAGAUGGUUCACAUACAUCUGCAGGGAACAGGGCCUGGACUGCUUGGCUACCUUCCAUGAAAUGGUGAAGAAGCACUUCAGAGGUUACCUGAAACCUCCAUUUAACACCGAAGGCAGAAAAUUAGCGGGAAUGACAGAAGAGUGGUAUGUGCCCCUGGUCAGACCAUCCAGCUGACGGAGGACCUCAGCACAGAGGUACAGUCAAUGUACCCCUCCCCCGAUUCUGUUAAAGAUUACAGUUGUUCCGGGACUGUUAUAGGUGGAACCUGGGUCAGGUGUCUCAGAUCUGCAUCAGAGUGUCUGCUUUUGAUGUACAGGAACAUCCAGAACAUUA
Molecule: messenger RNA, 1480 nt
Organism: Paramormyrops kingsleyae
Lineage: Eukaryota; Metazoa; Chordata; Actinopteri; Osteoglossiformes; Mormyridae
Molecular function (GO): 2 iron, 2 sulfur cluster binding
Source: RefSeq, a predicted model, not a curated record